CGCCACGGGAAAAGGGUGUAACCCAAAAGUUUUGGGAUUUCCUCACAGACUUUUUCUACAUAUAUAUAAAAUUCGCGUUAUACGCUGUAGCUAUAUAUAUCCUGUUUUACUACUAUGAUUACUAUUUUGGUUGAUUUCUAGUGAGCAGAGGAUGUGAAGUGCUUGUGCUAGUGUAGUGAUAAACGGAACAUUGACUUUUUCACGUUGAAGAGGACUAUUGGUUAAGCUGGCACCAUGAAACGCUCUCGGCACAGAUGGCUGGGAUGUAGCAUAUUUUGUGUCACAAUAGCGGUGCUGUCCCUAGAGAUCCCCACCACGUCGGCGGCGAGGGCUACCUCCCUCAUCUUCGCUAAGACCUCCACAACAACCACAGCAGCCCCCGAGCCUCCAAGCCCCACGGAAGAUGGAGAACAGUUAGAAACAACAGCGGAAGGAGCAGAGACCAACACCACCAGCAAACUCACGGGGAUCCCCCAAAUCGACUACAUCUACGACCCCAACCUCCCCCGAGAGCUGAAUGGAUACAAUCUCUCUAGCUACCCUUUCCUUGAGACCGUACCUCCACCAGAGAUGAUAGACUUCAAGUGUGACGGGUUACAUGACGGGUUCUACGCUUCAAUUCCUCAUAAGUGUCAAUUAUACCACCACUGCCUGUUCGGCACGCGGUACGACUUCCUCUGCGCGAACUACACGGCGUUCGACCAGAAGACCUUCAUCUGCCAAUUCGUCUCCGAAGUGGAUUGCAAGAACUCGGCAAACUAUUUCAGCAGGAACGAAGCUCUCUACAAAGCCGCAUCGACGACCACAAUCGCUCCCCCCACCACGACCACCACGACCACCACCCCCCGCCCGCACCCGCGGCCCCGUCGGCCUCAUAGAUAUGACUACUAUGAUGAUGAUUACUAUUAUCCCGCGAGGGAUGACUACGAUUAUGAAGAGAGGGGUGGUAGAAGACCCAGGCCCAGACCCCGGCCUCAAGGCAGGCCGGGAGGCAGGAAGCGUAGGCCAGUUGAUGACUACGAGGAUGACAGAUACGAACGUCGUCCGCGUCCAAGAGACGAGCAACCUGAAGACGACUACGAAGACAGGAGACCCUACGACAGGCCCAACAGGCCAGCCAAGAGACCUUACAGCGACAGGCGACCAUAUGAAGACGAAGAAGAUAGACCUAGAAACAGAAGACCUAGACCUAGAGACGAAGAAGAAGAGAGUUUCAGAGAAGAUGACCGACCAAGGUAUAAAGAUAGACCGAAUGAAAAACGCCCUCGUGAUGAUAUGAGGAACCGUGAUGAUCCUGGCCGAGAUGAUAUUAGAAAUGAAAAACCUAAGGAAGGCAACAGGCCUAGAGAUGAAGUGAAACCACGUGAAGAAAUAAGGCCUAGAGAUGAAAUUAAGCCCAGAGAUGAAAUUAGGCCUCGAGAUGAGAUUCGGCCACGCGAUGAGAUUAGACCUAGGGAUGAAAAAAGACCACGUGAUGAAGUAAGAUCGCGAGAUGAAAUAAGAUCAAGAGAUGAAGGUAAGCCCAAAGAUGAAGGAAGAGUUCGUGAUGAAAUAAGGCCGCGCGAUGAACGGCGACCAUCAAGGGAUGAAGGCAAACCUUCAAGACCUUAUUCUAAUGAAGGACGAAGGUAUAGAGGAGAUAGGGAGAAAGGCAGAGACGAUAGGCCUUACAGUAAACCAGAACCAAGACCAGAGAGAAAUGAUGAUGAUGAAAGAGUUCGUGAAGAAAGAAGACAGCCACCAACCGCUCCUGAAGGUCAAGCGUUAGUGAAACCUAAUGGCCGUGGUAUAUUUAGUCGACCAAGAAUGGCGCCAAAGAUAAAACGGCCGGUUCCAGCCACCGAGAAAGAUAAAUACGACUAUGUCCCCAUAACGACCACAAAAGCGCCGUUAAGAGCUGACGAUGAUGAAUAUUAUGAUGAUUACGAAGAAGAAGAUACCAGGAGACCAUCAUCAUCUGGAAAGAACAGUCAAAUUCAACAAAGGCCAAAACCUGAACCUGUAGAAAAGGAAAAAUUUAAGCCUUCAAGGCCACAUUAUUCUAGUCCAGCGCCUAAAAUUAAGAAAAGUAAAAGGCCAAUAGAUUACGAAGAUGAUGAAUAUUAUUAUGAGCCGCCUGUGAAAUCACAGAAAUAUACUUAUAAUCAAAGGAACAAAGAAACUCCUAAAGUUAAAGUUACUGAUGAAUAUUACGAUGAUUACGAAGACAGGCGAGACAGGGAUAGAGAUGACGUAAAGACAAAAGACGAAGAUAUUACUAGUAGGAUCAAAGAUCUGAAACCUAAUGUAAAAGUACUAAAGCGUCCUUUUUUACCGUCUAGGGGUGGUAGUCCCUACUUGCCUAGGGGCUUGCAACCAGUUGCUGGUAAAGACUUAACUGCGCCCCCGAACACCACCCCUAAACCCACCACUACUACUAGCACCACUACUACCACUACUACUACCACUACCACCCCUAAACCUACUACUACUACUACUACAACUAGACCCACUACUACUACAACUACUACUACAAGGCCCACCACAACCACAACAGAAGAACCAACAACCACAAUUACAACAGGAAAACCAACUACAACCGAACUGACAAAAGACGAUUACGAAGAUGACGUCGAAGAGUACUACGAUGAAGAAGAUAUAGAUUACGACAAAAAAGAAACUACAACAGAAGAACUAACGACACGCCAACCACCAACAACGCGCAAACCCAAAACAACACACAAACCAAUAACAACACAGAGACCAACGACAACAGCCGCCUUUGAACUGACAACUAAAGACCAAGCCAAAAACUUAGCCGCAAAAGUAUUAAGAAUAUACAACGAUCAAUACCACGCCAUAAAAGAAAAAUUAGAAACUACUUUGUCACCUGGAGAUUAUUUGAAACCUUAUUUAGCGGCUGAACAAGCUGCAGCGGAGGAAGAAAGAAGACAAGAAGAAGCAGAUGACUACAAUUACAGACCAACACAAGCACCAUUCAAACCGUCCCCUCAAUUACCAGAAGUAAAUCCAGAAAUUUCAAAGCCCUACACGGCUACUGGUAAACCUUUAAGAAUACCAGAGAACAUAUCCAUCAAACAGAAUCUAGCUGAUUCUAUCGAAAACGAUUAUGAUGUGACACUAAACGAGGCUAUAGCGCCUGUCCCUUCAAAUCUUAACGUUAGAAAUAACAUCCCAGGUGGAUUCAUAGUUCCCGGAGACAGGGACUAUACCUAUUCAAGAUUUAGAAGCAAUUUCCAACAGGAACCACAAUUCGCGGCUUCGGAAUUAAACAGCUAUCAGAUACGGAAAAGGCCACAGAUUUCAGGGGUUAGCAUAAGAACGCCAUCGUCAUAUUUCCUACAACCACAGAGAUACCCAGAUGGUAUACAAAGGCCGCAACGGCAUCUAGUUUAUGACCCAAGACCUCAAAGCCAUCCAGGCGUUUACCAGGCGUCGCAGUUUCAACUAUUUUGA
Messenger RNA from Cydia amplana, 3456 nucleotides. RefSeq names its product general transcriptional corepressor trfA-like. The record is from RefSeq and is a predicted model, not a curated record. Gene Ontology annotation, cellular component: extracellular region. The transcript is spliced from 8 exons. Bases 235 to 3456 code for a protein of 1073 amino acids. Gene Ontology annotation, molecular function: chitin binding. Lineage: Eukaryota; Metazoa; Arthropoda; Insecta; Lepidoptera; Tortricidae.